UUGUGUCCCCCUCCUAUGCCGGCGGUCACACCCCCGGCGGCAGCGGGCACAGCCACGUCUCAAACAGUGGAGAGAGCUAGCCCAAUACGGCGGAAUCGAAAAGACAGAUACUACCAACAGCCCAGAGGAAGAGGGAGCUCUGCUCUCGCCGACCGGGCUUGCUGGUGGUGGCGCUACUUGUGCAUCUGGUACAAGUCGUGUACAGCAUUGAGCUUGGCACGCCUGGGCCGUUUGUGUAUGUGUGUGUGUUGCAGCCCUGACAACUAAAGGGGGGCUCGCUCGCAUAGAGGGGGGGGGCAAGAGUCAUCAAGGGGCAGGGGAUCGUCAGCAGAUGAACCGCGAGAGGGAGCGGCAUACAGCGCUAGCCAAUUCAUCGGACGAGCGAGGGGUCUCUCGUUCCGCGUCUUCUGCCGGGACACGGAAAAGGUCUGGCAGCCGGCCGUCGUCGCCGCUGCGCGUGGUCACAGCAAGCCGCGCUGAAGGCAGGGGGAUGGGGCGGCGAGGGGCGGGGCGAGGAGGGGGACUGGCGGGCUCAUCGCUGAUGCGUUUUGCUGUAGCCGUGGUGGUGGCCGCGGUCUUGUUUGCCGCGGGUCCCUGCGAGGCGACGACGAAGCCGUACGCAAGCAGGGACGAUGUGCCCGUGAUCGCCAACAAUGUAAGCAGUAGCCUUCUUUCGUGA
This is a messenger RNA of Ectocarpus sp. CCAP 1310/34, 679 nucleotides long. NCBI's taxonomy places the organism in Eukaryota, Phaeophyceae, Ectocarpales, Ectocarpaceae. The record is from the annotation of a GenBank genome assembly.